Talpa occidentalis (Iberian mole) is the source of this 3400-nucleotide messenger RNA. It is a transcript of the gene RINT1, whose product is annotated as RAD50 interactor 1. Bases 208 to 2583 code for a protein of 791 amino acids. NCBI's taxonomy places the organism in Eukaryota, Metazoa, Chordata, Mammalia, Eulipotyphla, Talpidae. Gene Ontology annotation, cellular component: Dsl1/NZR complex. The record is from RefSeq and is a predicted model, not a curated record. The transcript has 15 exons. Gene Ontology annotation, biological process: retrograde vesicle-mediated transport, Golgi to endoplasmic reticulum; regulation of ER to Golgi vesicle-mediated transport; endoplasmic reticulum to Golgi vesicle-mediated transport.
AGGGGGAGCCACCGCGCCCGGCCGGGGCCUGCGCGCGCGGCCUCCCUGGGACGAGAGGAAGGAACCAGAGAGACGGAGACCGGAAGUCGCGGUGGCUCUCAGCAACACGGACUCCCAGGCUGAGUUGGUGUGUGUCGUCGCUGGCGGGAUCCGACUGCACCUGCCACGCUGGCAGCGCAUGGAGCCGCGGACGCGAUCGGAGGCGGGAUGCCCUCGGCCGACGAGAUCGGCGAAGCUCCGGCCUCCGCGUGCUGCUCUGAAAGUGGCGAUGAAAGGAAGAAUGUGGAGGAGAAAAGUGACAUAAAUAUUUCAGCUCUUGUUGAAGAUGAGCAAGUCAGCAAAGAUACAGAUAAUGAUCUCUCUUCCUAUGUAUCUGCAUUUAUCGAGAAGGAGGUUGGAAAUGACCUUAAAUCUUUAAAGAAACUUGAUAAACUCAUAGAACAGAUGACAGAGAAUAAAAUGCAGUUAGAAGAACAGGUACUUACAAUUUCAUCAGAAAUCCCUAAAAGAAUUCAGAGUGCCUUAAGAAAUGCAGAAGAAUCAAAGCAAUUCCUAAAUCAGUUUCUGGAGCAAGAAACUCAUCUCUUCAGUUCCAUUAAUAGCCAUUUGCUGACCGCACAGCCCUGGAUGGAUGAUCUUGGGGCCAUGAUUAAUCAAAUUGAAGAGACUGAACGUCAUCUUGCUUACCUUAAAUGGAUUUCACAAAUUGAAGAACUAAGUGAUAACAUUCAGCAAUAUCUGAUGACCAAUAAUGUCCCAGAAGCAGCCUCUACUCUGGUGUCUAUGGCAGAACUUGAUAUUAAGCUUCAAGAAUCAUCCUGUACUCAUCUUCUUGGAUUUGUGAGAGCCACUGUUAAAUUCUGGCAUAAAAUUCUUAAGGACAAGCUUACAAGCGAUUUUGAAGAAAUUUUAGCACAGCUUCAUUGGCCAUUCAUUACACCCCCUCAGGCUCAAACUGCUGGCUUAACUCGACUGGCCAGUGCCCCUGAAAUACACAGUAACCUGGAGACACUGUUUUGUCAACUUCUGAAACUACAAACCUCAGAUGAAUUAUUUACUGAGCCAAAACACCUCCCAGAAAAAUACUCUCUUCCUGCAUCCCCUUCUGUCAUCCUGCCCAUCCAGAUUAUGCUGACUCCCCUUCAGAAGCGGUUCAGAUAUCACUUCAGAGGGAACCGACAGACUAAUAUGCUAAGCAAGCCUGAGUGGUACUUGGCUCAGGUACUUAUGUGGAUUGGGAACCACACUCAGUUUCUGGAUGAGAAGAUUCAGCCAAUAUUAGACAAAGCAGGCACUUUGGUAAAUGCAAGGCUUGAAUUUUCUCGGGGCCUCGUGAUGCUGGUUCUUGAGAAGUUAGCUGCUGAUAUUCCUUGUCUUCUCUAUGAUGACAAUCUCUUCUGUCAUUUGGUGGAUGAGGUGCUUUUGUUCGAAAGGGAGCUCCACAGUGUUCAUGGCUAUCAUGGCACUUUGGCUAACUGUAUGCAUAUCCUAUCAGAGGAAACUUGUUUUCAGAGAUGGCUGACUGUGGAGAGAAAAUUCGCUCUUCAAAAAAUGGACUCAAUGCUUUCAUCAGAAGCUGCCUGGAUAUCUCAAUAUAAGGAUAUCUCUGAUGUGGAUGAGUUGAAAGUUCCAGACUGUGCAGAAACAUUUAUGACACUGCUCUUGGUUAUAACUGACAGGUAUAAAAAUCUUCCCUCAGCUUCCCGAAAGCUGCAGUUCCUGGAGUUACAGAAGGACUUAGUGGAUGAUUUUAGGAUACGAUUAACUCAAGUGAUGAAAGAAGAGACUAGAGCUUCCCUUGGCUUUCGCUACUGUGCAAUUCUUAAUGCUGUGAACUAUAUCUCAACAGUACUAGCAGAUUGGGCUGACAAUGUUUUCUUUCUACAACUUCAACAGGCAGCACUGGAGGUCUUUGCAGACAACAACACUCUCAGUAAAUUGCAGCUGGGACAACUGGCCUCUAUGGAGAGCUCUGUCUUUGAUGACAUGAUUAACCUGUUAGAGCGUUUGAAGCAUGACAUGUUGACCCGUCAAGUAGAUCAUGUUUUUAGAGAAGUUAAAGAUGCUGCAAAAUUGUAUAAAAAAGAAAGGUGGCUGUCCCUGCCAUCGCAGGCAGAGCAGGCAGUCAUGUCCUUGUCCAGUGCUGCCUGCCCCUUCCUGCUCACGUUACGAGACCGUUUACUUCAAUUAGAGCAGCAGCUUUGCUUCUCCUUAUUUAAAAUUUUCUGGCAAAUUCUUGUGGAGAAGCUGGAUAUAUACAUCUACCAAGAAAUAAUUCUUGCUAAUCACUUCAAUGAAGGAGGAGCUGCUCAGCUGCAGUUUGAUAUGACUCGGAAUCUUUUCCCUCUGUUUUCCCACUAUUGCAAGAGACCAGAAAAUUAUUUUAAACAUAUAAAAGAAGCCUGUAUUGUUUUGAAUUUGAACAUUGGUUCUGCCCUACUUCUGAAAGAUGUCCUGCAGUCAGCUUCAGGGCAACCUCCUGCCACAGCAGCAUUAAAUGAAGUCGGAAUUUACAAACUGGCACAGCAAGAUGUUGAGAUUCUACUUAAUUUGAGGACAAACUGGCCUAAUAUGGGAAAAUAAUGCAUCUUUUGUUUUAGGUGUUUUUUUUUUUUUUUUAAACAAAGGGAAGCCAGUUGGAUUUCAAGUUAUAUGAUUAAGUCUGAAUUAAUGAAACUGGAGAGCUUAAAUCUUUACAGACAUUUAUUGUUUUGGACUUACAAUGUUAUUAAAAUGCUGACCAUAUUUCAUUAGUCCUCUCCUUCCUAAGAAAACAAAAACAGAAAACUCAGAAUCUAUGAAAACACAAGUAGUUCCAUUUACAAAUUGUUGAAUGUAUCUACUGUAUGAAAUACAAGAACAGAAAUAAUAUAACCAACUUUCAAUUUCCCAUUUUAAUUAAAGAAGAUUCGGUUGUGGAUAAUCAAACACAUCAAAGGAACCAAGAAAAAAUAAUUUUAGAUGUAUGUUAAUCACUGAAAUUCCUGUAUCUAGUUUGGAAAUUAACUGUAUAUCCCAUAAGAAAACACAUUUUUAGAUGGUGAUAAAAUAGGAUUGUUCUUAUUUUCCACAAAUAUCCUUCCAUUUAAAAUACUUCCUAGUUCCAUUCCAUGUGAUUUUGGCAACCUUUUCUUUCUUGAAACAUUUCAGCCUAAAACAUUGCUUCACUCUUUCCCCUGGGAUAAGGAAUAUAAUUAAACUUUAAAAAAAAAAAAUUUAUAUAACUGAUGCUGAGAUGGGAAUCUUAGACCUUUUUUCUUCUAAUUUUUUCCCUGGCCUUAGACUAUAUUAAACAAUAAUUUCCUGAUUAAUAGAUCCUCAGAGAGUAAAACUUUUGAACAAAUUGAACUAGAUUGGCUGGAGGCUUUCUACAAUUCAAUUUUAUUUCAAUUUUUUUUCU